Triticum dicoccoides is the source of this 1645-nucleotide messenger RNA. Its product is annotated as rhodanese-like domain-containing protein 4A, chloroplastic. The record is from RefSeq and is a predicted model, not a curated record. NCBI's taxonomy places the organism in Eukaryota, Viridiplantae, Streptophyta, Magnoliopsida, Poales, Poaceae. The transcript is spliced from 4 exons. Bases 1 to 1011 code for a protein of 336 amino acids.
AUGGCGACGGACAGCAGGACCGAACCGGAGAGUUGCGUCGGCCACAUGACGCCCCAAGAUGAUAUAGGCUCUGAAUUCCUGCAUUUGAUGGAUGCGAACACUACUUGUAUGCUGACAGUUAGGAUGGACAUGGCGGUCUGCUCAUUUGUUUAUGUCUACUCGGGGCGAAAUGGGAAUUGGGCCGAGCCUAGCAAGCGCCGCUGUAGGCGUCAGUUUGCAGAAACAGCUAUAACCGGCGGCUGCAGCGUCAAAAAGGAAAUGCCGAAAAAUGUAGCAUUAUUGGAUAGAGAAUCCCGGGGCGUGGAGAGCUCCACCUUCCACCUCCUUCUAUCGUUGCACGGAGCUCAAGCUCUUGCCCGCAUUGCGCUCCUCCGCCUCCAGCAGCACUGCUCCCUCCUCCAAGUCUCCACCUCCCACCUCCCAACCCUCCUCAGACCCCCGCGGAACCCUCGCCGGAGCCAACCCUCGCCGCCAAAUGCGGCCAGGACCCCCAGCCCCUCCAUAACCCCACCCCCCGCCGAGCCAAUCUUGGCGCGGAAUGCGGCGGCGGCGCCCUGGCGAGGCGAGCUGCUGCUCCUCCUCCCCGCGGCCUGGCCGCUGCCGGCCCUCGCGGCCGAGGCCGACGGCGGCGGCGGGAGCAAGGUGAGCCUCGAGUCCAUCGUGCUGGCCGUCGACGACUUCAACAACCGGAACCCCUUCUUCGUGGCCGGGGUGGUGUUCGUCUGGCUGGUGGUGCUCCCGCUGGCGCAGGAGUACUUCAAGAAGUACAAGGCCGUGGGUGCCCUCGACGCCUUCCGCAAGCUCCGCGACGUGCCGGAGGCGCAGCUGCUGGACGUCAGGCGGGGCAGCAGCGUGCGGUUCAUGGCGCCGCCCAACCUCAGGCUCGUCGAGAAGAGCGCCGUGCAGGUGGAGUUCGACGAGGAGGACGAGAAGCGGUUCCUCGGGGAGGUGCUCGCGAGGUUCCCGGACCCGGCCAUCCCGGUGUGUGUGUGUGGGAACCGAAAUCAAUAAACCUACACACACGGACUAUUAUGGGGCUUUUACUUAAUCUUUCCAACUAACUAACCUCUUCCCCCUGAUUUUCUGGGCUGGAGCCCGCCCUGAUCCCCAACUUCCAACCCAAGCCCCCACGAUAGCCAGUCCAUUGAUCCUGUGAACCCAUUGCUCGGCCGAAAUAUACCACUCCCCCAAAAUUAUUUCCGGGAUAGGCCGUUUUAUGGGACUUGCAUAGGGUCUCGGUCCCGCAAAACGACAAUUAUUUUAGCGAAGAGCUGAUUUGUGGGAUCUACUAGAGAUGCUAUGCUUAGCACUCAAAUUUUGGUACUUUCAUCUGUUUUAAUUUACAAGAACCCCUCACAUGUUGAGUCUAAUUGUGACCAUUUUUUAUCAACAAAUUAUUAAUCAUGCACCGCUAGGAACUUCUUUGUUAUGGCAUAUGAAUGAAAAACUAAACCUUGUGUGACAAAAUUACGAUCAAGGUUAAAAGUGUUGAGUUGUAUAUUUUGUACAUUAUGUAAUGUAGCAUUGUCUCGGUGUACCGAUCCUAGAUUGUAGGAUCUGGGCUCCCUCCCGCAUGACCUGCGUGCCUAACUCUCGGGACUCUCUCUCCCUCUCUAUGUAAACUCUGGUUGUAACAGAAACACUC